Salmo salar (Atlantic salmon) is the source of this 3916-nucleotide messenger RNA. RefSeq names its product transmembrane protein 198. The record is from RefSeq and is a predicted model, not a curated record. NCBI's taxonomy places the organism in Eukaryota, Metazoa, Chordata, Actinopteri, Salmoniformes, Salmonidae. Gene Ontology annotation, cellular component: plasma membrane.
GAUGGUCUGUUGGCGUUGGCCGUUGGAGGGGGGAGAGAGCCACUCUCUCGUGGAGAAAAAUACUAUUUUAAAAUAAAGUAGAUUAGAGCUCGAGAGAACUAGAUCCCCUUGGGUAUCGAUAUACAGUCCACGUCACGUCAGAGAGGGGGAAAGAGGAGGUGUGUAAAGGAAAAGGGGUAAAGGGAGAGACAUUUGGCUCGCUGUAGCUAACUUUUUACAGACGUGACUAGCUCGCCAACUGACAAACAGAUUGUUAAUACAAUGCCAUGGAAUUUAUGAAUAAACAUGAUCAACCAAGAGCUCAAGUUCACGCAAGCUCAUCCGUUGAGAGUGUAAAUAACGCCCGACCGAUUUAAUUUUGGACACAGUUUUCGAAGAAGACGAGAACGUGGCUGAUUCCUUUUGAAUAGCCGACUUUUGUUGUAAAAACAGUGAAGUGGGACUUUUUUUUUGUGCUCACUGUAUGUGCAUAGGAACCUGUUUUUCCACUGCUGCUUCGAUGUUCUGUUGUUUUCCGUUGUGUUUAUGCCUGACAAUUCUCACGGAAACAGACCCACAUAACCGUUCGCAGUCGGAUGUUGUGUAUCCCUGGAAAUAAUCACAAUUCAUGUGAACGUAACAGUUUUGAAAACAUAGCUCGUCUCUUGGCACAACUCACUCCGGGAAUGGGGCACACAAGCUGUUCUGAUGGACUCCAGAUAACAGCACCACUCCUCAUCCUCCAGUCCCAACCUUUAACCCCCACCUCCUCCUCCUCCUUGUCUCCUUGGUGGUCUGGUUGGUCUGUUGGAGCCCCAGGAUGACAGACCCUAAUGGGUCUGUGGGAGAGGGCUCGGCCGAGGUGGAUGCCUGCAGCCUGGAGAUCGAGAGGCAGUAUGAGGUCAUCCCUGCCGUCAUCUGCUCCAUGUGCUGCCUGUUCGGCAUCAUCUACUGCUUCUUCGGCUACCGCUGCUUCAAAGCGGUCAUGUUCCUGUCGGGCCUGAUGUUUGGCUCGGUCAUCAUCUUUCUGCUGUGCCACAAGGAGCGGGUGCUGGACACCCAGCUGAGCGUGGAGGCCUCGGCGGGUAUUGGCCUGGGCAUCGGCCUGCUGUGUGGCCUGGUCACCAUGCUGGUGCGCUCCGUGGGCCUCUUCAUGACAGGCCUCCUUCUGGGCCUGCUGCUCGCCCUCGCCGCCCUUCUGGUCACCCACCAGUUCUACACCCCCACCACCGUCUGGGUGCCCCUGGGGGCACUGCUGGGCACGGGCAUGCUGUUCGCCGUGCUCAACCUGCAGUGGCAGAAGCUCUUCACCGUAUUGUCUACGUCCGUGUUCGGGGCAGCCAUCAUGACAGUCUGCGCCGACUACUUUGUGGAGAUGCUGGCGCUUGCCAGCCACGUGUACGAGUGCCUGAGGCUUUCGCCGCCACCGCCACUCUGCUGGUACAGCUGGGUGAUCCUGGGUAUCUGGCCGACACUCAGCUUUAUGGGGGUUCUGGUACAGUGGAAGCUGACGGCUGAAGGCUUCUCACACACUGAGGUCAUCAUCAGCAGGAGGCAGAAGCGGGUCCAGUUGAUGCGGAUCAGGCAGAAAGAUGCCAAGAAGCGGCAGCAGAGCGGUGGGCAAGAGGGCACUUACCGUCGCAAGCCUACCCCCGUCAAACGCUACACAGGAGACCUGCUGGCACCGAGUUACCUGCAGAGUCUGAGGGACAGACAGAUGGGCACAGGCCAUUCCCUCAGCAGCCUGGGCACUGCCAACCACACCAUGAUUGACUUUGACUACGAGACUGGCUCCACCGUGCCCCUCACCGCCACUACACCAGUCAUCAGGGUCUGACGCACCGAGGGACAAGCAGGAGACCAACCACUUGUUUCUUGUCCCUCCUCCACAGUCCUCCUCCCCUACAGACUGCUAUUUUAGGGCCUCAGCUCUUAUUUAGGCAAUGUUCGAGUCUAUUGAAUAGUGAAUCUACCUUCCAUUGAGCUGGAAUAGGGCCUUGAAUGCUGUCCAAGUGAAGAUCAAUGCACCAAUAGUUCCUAGCACAACUCCAGUGUAACUCUCAGCCUAUCAUUGUUGGACGUUUGGAAUGGCCGACUUGAGAGUGAUGGAAUGGGUCCUCUGUCUGUGAGCUGUUCCCUGAGAGCUGUUGGGAGGGACGUUUGGCCUCCUGUUUGAUGUGUGCUGUAACCACUCUGUGUCAAUAGACUGUGCCUGUGUGGCCUCUCCCUGUGUUGUCUGCUCUGAGCGUGGGAGGUCCAUGUGAAAAGUCGGAAGGCCACUAAAGAGGGAGAGAGGGAGAUAGAGAGAGCAGAAAUAAUCUCAUCUGACUUCUUAGGUCAUAUACUUUUUUUGGUGCCAUUAUGAUUGAUUGAUUAUAUAUGGGAAAAAUCACUUGACUGAUGAAAACAGACUAUUUUUGCUGUUCAGGAACCAAUAAUAGGGAUGGAAAUGGCUAUGAAUAGCACGAGAGCUACCUCCUCGAGUAAUAUCAACUUUUACAAUUGGAGUUAUCUGUGAUUUAAUGACUUGAAAUUAACCAGUGGCAUGUAACCUAUGGUCACCUGACUUCCUCAAAGAAUAGGAGAGCAGCUGUUGUUGAGGAUGCACUGUGACUGGACAAAGAAGAGGACAAGUCAAGACACAUUUCUCUGAUCUGUGUUUGUUGUCUGUGCGAGUGUGUGUGCGUUUGUAAUGUUAUGGUGUGUGUUGAUGUUUACUUGUCCCUUUUUGUAAGUAACUGCCUGUAUAGUUGAGUGUAGAAGAUUCAGGUCCUGAGAGAUACACGGCAGCCAUUUUGUGCCUAAAUACAUUGAAGAUUAUUACAUGGGCAACUGUUACAAGUGAAAUUUAAGUUUCUUUUGAUAAGAAUUACAGUGCCUUUUUUAGAGGUAGCAAUACUGCAAUACUAUAUAUACAAUGUUUCAAACCACACUCGUUAUGUCAUUUAUUUUGGAGCAGUAGCUUGUUUCAUGACAACUUAUGUGAAGUUUUACCUGUGCAGUACCCGUAUUCAGUAAUUUAUAUGAUUAAUAACGUCGAAGGACUAUGCUAUGGUAAAAUUAGAGUACACAUUUGCCAAAUUCUAGGUUACUAAAGAAUUGUGUUUUUUUGAAAAUGGUAAUUUACUGUUUUAGAAUUUUAGAGGGAUAGUACUCUGACUCAGUACUCUUAACUAUUCUGAAUCUGUACAGAAUUGUCAAUAGGAAAUGUAAAAGAUAAACCAUUAAAUUAGUUUAAAAACAAAAGCUGUUUGAGUCAUUCCUCUGGGGAUAAUAAAUGGCUCUAUAUAUUUUCCUCAUGGUCACCUAGCAACAUCCGCUGCCAAAUUCACCCUUAGAAUCAGAAACAGAGGGUCUCAAAGGCAACAACGGGGGGUUCCUGCUCCCUGGUGGUUUAAGCAGUGGUGUUGCUGUGGCAGCGCCAAAACUUUAUCAGCCCUCAAGUAUCAUGCAUGAAAGCUGCCCCCCCCCCCUUUUGCCCUCAGAACAGCCUCAAUUCGUCGGGGCAUGGACUCAACAAGGUGUCAAGUGUUCCACAGGGAUGCUGGCCCAUGUUGACUCCCAAUGAUUCCCACAGUUGUGUCAAGUUGGCUGGAUGUCCUUUGGGUGGUGGACCAUUCUUGAUACACACGGGAAAUCCAGAAGCGUUGCAGUUCGACACAAACCGGUGCGCCUGACACCUACUACCGUACCCCUUCUAAAGGUACUUAAAUAAUUUGUCUUGCCCAUUCACCCUCUGAAUGGCACUCCAUACACAAUCCAUGUCUCAUUUGUCUCAAGGCUUAAAAAUCCUUCUUUUAGCUGUCUGGCAUUUAACAAGCGACAUCAAGGGAUCAUAGCUUUCACCUGGUCAGUCUAUGUCAUGGAAAGAGCAGGUGUUCCUAAUGUUUUUUAUACUCCGUGUACAUCAUAAAGGAAACAAGGACUGUUGAAAUGG